ACGUAGCGAACGAUCACAGCGUCAGUUUGUUGUAGUAGAGUGUUGGUGGCGCUACGUUACUUUCCAAAGCUCUUCGUUCAGAAUACGUACAGUGUGUGCUUUCAAUUCAUUCUUCCGACGACGCGAUCGCACGUACGCUACUCUUUUCUGUGCUGCUAUGUGGUUUUCGUGAAUUAUCUCUAUCGAAUUGACUGUAUAACAAAAACUUUGAUUUCUUGUCGCCUUUUGAGACCAUUGAAAACUUGGACAAUGGUUUCAAAUGAUACGUAAGGUCGUGAUUCAUCCACGAUCAGAUUUUGUAUCUCCAUCAAUCAAGGCAACAAGAUCAAUUUGGUUAAGUGCGUUCUUUUCGCGAAAGUCCGUUACGUACCGAAAGCUCUCCUCCUCACGAUGCGGAGGGGGGCCUCGUUAUCGUUUCUGCAGAGAUAUUACGCUCUCUGUCUCGGUAUAUUAGUGAUUGUUUUAUCGUGCAAUGUUGCCGCUGUGGCCGAACCUUCGAAUAGUAUCGGCUACAGUAGUUUCGGCUUCUCGAGCAAGUGCCCAAGGAGCUGUAUCUGUUCGGAAUCGUCGGUGGACUGCUCCCACCGCGGACUGACCCAGGUGCCAGGAAAUCUGCCCAAUGACAUCGAAAAAUUAGAUCUUCAAGGGAACAACAUUACCGUCAUUCUUGAAUCAGAUUUCGAGAGGCUUGGCAAACUUCGAGUUCUACAACUGACUGAUAACCAAAUCCAUACGAUUGAACGAGAUGCUUUCCAGGAUGUGAUCAAUUUAGAACGACUCCGGCUCAAUGGAAAUAAUCUCCGACAUAUUCCUGAUAACUUGUUUUCGGCGAUGUCCAAUUUAUUUCGAUUAGAUUUAAGUCACAACUUAUUGACAGUAAUAGGCCGGAAAACGCUGAGAGGAAUUUCUGCGGUAAAACAUUUACAACUUGAUAAUAAUCACCUAACUUGUAUUGACGAUUCGGCUCUCAGGAGUUUUAAGGAUCUGGAAAUUUUGACCUUAAACAACAACAAUCUGACAUGGAUCGGAAAAGACAUGUUCAGCAACAUGUUUCGUCUUCGCACGCUGCGAUUGAACGACAACUUAUUCCAUUGCGACUGUCAGCUGUCCUGGUUGGCCAGAUAUUUAAGGCAUUCGACGCGAUUAGGCCAGUACACAAGGUGUCACUCGCCGUCAAACCUCAAGGGGCAAAAUAUCGCCGAUCUGCAGGAACAAGAUUUCAAAUGUUCAGGGUUAGUAGAAAAGGCCAUUAGCGGGGAAUGUAUAAGCGAACCCCUCUGUCCCCAUCCCUGUAGAUGCGCUGAUGGUAUUGUCGACUGUCGGGAAAAGGCCCUCCCCAAAGUUCCAGACCAUUUGCCUGAAGGAACGACCGAACUGAGACUCGAACAAAACGAAAUAACAGAAAUCCCGCCGAAAGCUUUCGUAGCUCAGAAGAGAUUAAGGAGAAUUGACUUGAGUAAUAAUAAAAUAUCUAAAAUCGCUCCUGAUGCUUUUCAAGGGCUAAAAGCUCUGACUUCACUGGUUCUGUACGGUAAUAAAAUCAAGGAUCUUCCUGCAGGAAUUUUUCAAGGACUAGUCUCUUUACAACUCCUUUUAUUAAAUGCAAACGAAAUAUCUUGCAUAAGGAAAGAUACAUUUCGUGACCUACAUAGCUUAAGUUUGUUAUCUUUGUAUGAUAAUAAUAUACAAUCGUUGGCCAAUGGGACAUUCGAUUCGUUGAAAAGCAUUCAGACAUUACACUUGGCCAGAAAUCCUUUCAUUUGCGACUGCAAUCUACGCUGGCUUGCGGAAUAUUUGCACAAAAAUCCCAUCGAAACAUCGGGAGCCCGAUGCGACACUCCCAAGAGAAUGCAACGUCGCAGGAUCGAGACGCUCAAGGAUGAAAAGUUCAAAUGUAAGGGCCAAGAGGAGUUUCGAACUAAAUAUGCCGGAGAAUGUUUAAUAGACAACGCCUGUCCAAAUGGAUGUAGUUGUGAUGGUACUAUAGUUGACUGCUCAGGUCGUGGUCUAAAGGAAAUACCGAAAGAUAUUCCUCUUUAUACCACAGAAUUAUUACUUCAUGACAACGAACUUGGUAAAAUAAAGUCUGAUGGAUUAUUCGGUAGACUCCCAAAUCUAAUCAAACUAGACUUACGUCGAAAUCAAAUUAUUGGGAUAGAAAAGAAUGCAUUUGAAGGAGCCACGCAAAUUGUAGAACUGCUUUUAUCAGAGAACAAACUAUUGGAAAUCCACAACAAAAUGUUUUUCGGACUCCAUAAUCUCAAAGUACUAUCUCUUAACAACAAUCACAUUACGUGCGUGAUGCCGGGCUCAUUUGACCAUUUGACUUCUCUUCAUACUUUAAACCUGAUCCAAAAUCCAUUUGCUUGCAAUUGUCAUUUGGCGUGGUUCUCGGAAUGGCUAAAGAAUAAAGGUUUGAGUGGGUCUCCUCCUCGAUGUGCUUUUCCAGUCAAAGUAAAAGAUGUUUUGAUAAAGGAACUUGCGCAAAACGAAUUUAAAUGCACUAGUGACAACGAUCAGGGAUGUUUGGGUGACAACUACUGCCCUCCUAUGUGCACUUGUACUGGAACGGUGGUGCGCUGUUCCCGAGCCAAGUUGAGAGAAAUCCCAAGGGGAAUUCCCCCUGAGACGUCUGAACUAUACCUGGAUGUGAACGAGAUUCAAAGCAUUCAAGCCGAUAGAAUUAAUCAUUUAAAAUCCCUCACACGAUUAGAUCUGAGUAAUAACCAAAUAGGUAUUUUGGCUAAUAAUUCCUUUAUCAGUUUAUCGAAACUAUCAACGUUGAUUAUCAGUUAUAAUAAACUUCAGUGUGUUCAGCGUGACGCACUUACCGGUCUUAAGUCUUUGAGAAUUCUUUCUCUGCAUGGUAAUCAAAUCUCAAUGAUUCCCGAAGGCGCUUUUGCAGAUUUGAAAUCGAUUACUCAUUUAGCUUUAGGUGCUAAUCCGCUCUAUUGCGAUUGUUCGUUACGGUGGUUAGCGGAAUGGGUUAAAGUGGAUUACGUUGAACCAGGAAUCGCAAGAUGCGCUGAACCUGUGGACAUGAAAGAAAAACUCAUCCUGUCAACUCCCACUUCAGCUUUUCAAUGUAAAGGGAAAGUGAGUAAUGAGAUUCUGGCGAAAUGCAACGCUUGUUAUACAUUCCCUUGUAAAAAUGGUGGCAAAUGUUUCCCGAUGGCUGAAAGGGACUACGAAUGUAACUGUGCUCCAGGUUACCAUGGAAAAGAUUGCGAAUUCAUGAUCGACGCUUGCUACGGAAACCCGUGUCGUAAUGGAGCUUCGUGCAAGGUUUUGGAAGAGGGACGAUUCAGUUGUGUUUGUUCUCCGGGAUUCACCGGUUUACGCUGCGAGGCGAACAUAGACGAUUGUGCCAACCAUAAGUGCCAAAAUAACGCAACAUGCGUUGAUCAAAUCCAGGCAUACCACUGCAAAUGCACAAAAGGAUUCAUGGGCGAAUACUGCGAAACUAAAAUACCUUUUUGCACGAAAGAGUUCAACCCUUGUAAAAAUGGAGCCAAGUGCGUCGAUCAUUUUACCCAUUACACGUGCGAAUGCCUCCCUGGAUUCAAAGGGGAUAAUUGCACCAUUAAUAUUGACGACUGUGAAAAUCACAUGUGUCAAAAUGGAGCUACUUGUGUUGACGGUAUAAACGAUUAUCAGUGUAAAUGUGCUGAAGAUUAUACGGGAAAAUUCUGCGAAGUGUCUCCCCUUGUCGCCAUGAUGUACCCCCAAACAUCACCCUGUCAACACCACGAGUGCGUCCAUGGGGUCUGUUUUCAACCGUCUGGCUCCAACGAUUACAUGUGCAAAUGUGCUCCUGGAUACUCGGGUAAACGGUGUGAAUAUUUAACGAGUUUGAGCUUCAUCCAUAACACGUCGUACAUCGAAUUGGAGCCCUUAAGGACAAAACCGGAAGCAAACGUGACUAUAAUUUUCGCUACGACUCAAGAAAAUGGUGUCCUCAUGUAUGACGGCCACCAGGAGCAUUUAGCCGUUGAGCUGUUUAAUGGAAGAAUCAGAAUUAGUUACGAUGUUGGAAAUUAUCCUGUUUCGACUAUGUACAGUUUUGAAAUGGUAUCUGAUGGUCAAUACCAUGUGGCCGAAUUGCUAGCCAUCAAGAAGAACUUUACAUUGCGUGUCGAUCGAGGAUUAGCAAGAUCGAUAAUCAAUGAAGGAUCCAAGGACUAUUUGCGACUCACCACUCCCAUGUAUCUUGGAGGAAUUCCGUCAGAACCGGGGCAAGAAGCCUUCACUUUGUGGCAUCUAAGAAACCUGACCAGCUUUAACGGUUGUAUGAAGGAAGUUUGGAUCAACCAUAAGCAAGUAGAUUUUGGAAACGCUGCUACCCAGCAUAAAGUCACUCCGGGUUGUACGAUGAUGGAGACAGAAAGGGACGAAUCGCAACAAGAGGACGAGAUGGACACAAUGAUCGAGGAGCCGAUCGGUUCGAUCGAUCCGUGUGCGAAGAAUCAAUGCAAACAUGACAGCAAAUGUGUUGCCAGCAAAAACGGAGAGUACACCUGCCGAUGCAAGCAGGGUUACAAAGGGAAAUAUUGCGAACAAGGCGAACUGGAAUCGUCGACUUGCCGAAAGGAACAGGUAAGGGAGUACUAUUCUGAGCACGGUUGUCGGUCAAGGAAACCCCUCAAAAUGGCCAAAUGUAUAGGCGGUUGUGGAUCGAUGUGCUGUCACGCACGUAAAAGCAAACGUCGCAAAGUUCGCUUGAUUUGUAACGACGGUACCCGUUAUACCAAAGAUAUAGACAUCAUACGCAAAUGCGCAUGUACAAAAAAAUGUUACUGACUGAUAAAUGCCGCUAAUCACAAUUCAAACAACACCACAACAUUGACUCUUAACGACCACCCUAAAACUGAUGACUUGGGCUCGAUUUCGUCCCAACAACCCUACAAACUAACAUUCGAAAUCAAAAAUUCGACCGACAACGACGCCAUCGUCAACGACGACGCUGUUUCACAACGGCACAAACUUUUAGACGACGUCGCAGACGAUGACAACGUGAUCGUAUCGAAUUUUGAUUCGGACGAUAUCGAGUCUGAAAAAUUGUCCCAGAUGAUUUACAACAGCCAACACGAAUCGUGCAUAAUAUCGGCCUUCCUGUAUCUAAUAACGAUCACCAUGUUCGCAUACUUGGUCAUAUUGUGGAUAAAACAGAAGGUCCACACGCGAAUGGAGGUCAUGCACAUGUGGUAGGUUUUCCCGAUCGGCAUAAAUAAAAAAAUACAUCGGUUGUUAGUGUUGUUGUCGUUCUUUUCUUUUUUGUAUUUUUGCUUUUGUCAGCAAAUAUUUAAACAACGCGCAUGCACAUAACAACAAAAGAAUGAAAAAUAAGUUAAACAAUAAUAACACUUAUUUUUUUUGCCGUUCGAAUUUUUGACCGUUAUCAGGGUAUUUUUUAUACAAACACCGACUGACCUGUAGUGUGUAGCAAACAGAUAAAGAAGUAAAAAUUGUAAUGGUUUUCUUUUCUAUUAUAAUAAUAGACCCUUUAAUUAAAGUUAUUGUAAGAUGUCUGCUCCACCUUUUGAUGGUCAAACAAUUUUCAUUUGGUGAAAUUAUAUUUAUGUGUAAUUAUAACGUUUUUUUGCCAUAAACAAACAUUCAACAGAACAUAAUCAACCAAAAACGAAAGACUUUUCACAUUACCAUUGACUAAAUUCCUGAUUUACAUGUUUUUGUGUAAGUUCAUUACUGCGACCUCUCUAGUCGGGUUUAUUAAGUAGUAAAGCGCUCCUGGUACCGCCGAAAUGGCCGCUCUGGCUUCUACUGAUUUAUCAGCGUGGUAAAUGACAAUAUAAUCAAAUUAACCUACAAAUUUAUUAAAAACAGUAAAUUAAUAAAGAACAACUUUAAAAGAAAUUAUGUUUAGGACAAAAACAAUAUUAUUUAUUAUUCAAAAUUUACAUGAGUUAAUUGCGUACGUUUUGCUAAAAAGGGAUAAGCAGUAUUGUUUUAUUCAUAACUUAUUUAUUUAUUAAUUUUUUUAUUAAGAAGUUGUCAUAGUUAUGAGAAAAUUUCAGCAACCGAGAGUAUCAGUGUUAAUUACGUAACUGUUAUUUACAUAGCACAAUUUUGUUUAACAAAUUCGACCAAUUUUCUUCUGCAUUCACUUAAAUUAAAAACGGAAUGUUGGCCAUCAAAAGUUACUGUAUCUUCUAAUUUAGAACACAAACGGUAAUUGUAAGAAGGUAGAGACAUAUUUAGGUACUUUAAUGCUAGAAAGCUCAGGCAAAUUUCGUUAUGUAUCAUGAUUUAAGCAUUCUAAAAGUUUCAAUAACUCAUCACUAACGUCAUCAAAGAGUAAAAAUGGAAUCUCAAGCAGGAUAACUAACUUUCAUUAUUGUUUGUAUUGAUAUAAUAUGUAAGAACUUAUUAACUCAUGCUUACAAAAAAGGACAAACUUUUUUAUAAUGCCCUCGAUAAAACCCCCUUCCCUACCAUAAAAACGGCCAGUUUAAUGUUGUUGUCAAACUUCUUCUCCCCAAGCUAUGUUUGUUAGAAUUGUGACUAGUGGCAGAGAUAUAAAACUUAAAAAGUUAUCAAUUAUAUUAUAGUACAUAGUUUAAUGUGUAAAACAAAAGUACUACUACUACUACUAUCACUAAUUGUACGUUUAUCGUCUCUAUUUCGAAAAAAUGAUUAAUUUAUUUAAUGUAUGUUAUUAUAUUUUAUCUAUGUUUUCAUAAGCGUUAUUACUUUAUGUAUAGCGCGCUUUUUUUAUUGUAAAUUAUUUUAUUUUAUUAGUAGGUUGUCACUGCCCCCAACCCCUUCCUUUUUUUAUUUUUGC
This is a messenger RNA of Agrilus planipennis (emerald ash borer), 6802 nucleotides long. RefSeq names its product protein slit (gene sli). The transcript has 33 exons. Gene Ontology annotation, molecular function: calcium ion binding; heparin binding; Roundabout binding. Gene Ontology annotation, biological process: axon guidance. NCBI's taxonomy places the organism in Eukaryota, Metazoa, Arthropoda, Insecta, Coleoptera, Buprestidae. The record is from RefSeq and is a predicted model, not a curated record. The coding region runs from base 391 to 4800 and encodes 1469 amino acids.